Molecule: messenger RNA, 150 nt
Organism: Helobdella robusta
Lineage: Eukaryota; Metazoa; Annelida; Clitellata; Rhynchobdellida; Glossiphoniidae
Exons: 1
Source: RefSeq, a predicted model, not a curated record
GACGAUUGUAGCAUCUGUACAGAAAAAUUUGAAGCAAACAGUCUCGUGUACGAACUUAAGUGCGGUCACAUGUUCCAUAAAAUGUGUUUACGGAAGUGGCUGAACCACAAAACUAUAUGUCCCUACUGCCGCGAUGAGGUCAUAUGGUUG